Molecule: messenger RNA, 3312 nt
Organism: Aaosphaeria arxii CBS 175.79
Lineage: Eukaryota; Fungi; Ascomycota; Dothideomycetes; Pleosporales
Product: GPI ethanolamine phosphate transferase 1
Exons: 7
Coding region: 62-3106 (1014 amino acids)
Biological process (GO): GPI anchor biosynthetic process
Cellular component (GO): endoplasmic reticulum membrane
Molecular function (GO): mannose-ethanolamine phosphotransferase activity
Source: RefSeq, a predicted model, not a curated record
AAGCGCCAGUUUUCUCUUAAUAAAUUUGUCUUUCUUGAGACAUUCGCUCCUUUAUGCCAACAUGGCGCAGCUUGGGCGUAAUCGUUUCCUUGCAAUCGCGGUGCUUUUCCAUCUGCUUUACAUCUACAGCAUUUUUUCGAUUUAUUUCGUGAGCCCUAUUGUCCAUGGCAUGCGAGAGCACCGUGUCGACACCCAAGAAGCUCCUGCUAAGAGACUGGUUCUGUUUGUCGGAGACGGUCUCCGCGCCGAUAAAGCCUUCCAGUCGUUCCCUGACCCGUCUCCGAAUAGCGAGGAUUCCGAAGCCGCAAAAGUUCCCCGUCCCCUCGCCCCGUUCCUACGUUCUCGAGUCCUCGAACACGGUACAUUUGGAGUCUCUCACACGAGAGUGCCCACAGAGUCUCGGCCGGGCCAUGUGGCCCUCAUUGCUGGGCUUUACGAAGAUGUCUCUGCGGUGAUGACAGGCUGGAAACUGAAUCCCGUAAACUUUGACAGCGUCUUCAACCGGAGCAGGCAUACUUGGAGUUGGGGGAGCCCGGACAUCCUGCCCAUGUUCGAACAGGGAGCAGUUCCUGGAAGAGUAGAUGCAGACUCAUAUGACGCCGAUUUUGAGGAUUUCUCAAAGGAGGCGCUGGAGCUUGACAUCUGGGUCUUUGACAAGGUCAAGAAGCUUUUUGAGAAUGCGAAGACCAAUUCUACUCUCGAUGCAGAGCUGCGGAAGGAGCAGAAUGUGUUCUUCUUGCAUCUGCUCGGACUAGAUACCACUGGACAUUCGCAUCGACCAUACUCGAAGCAGUAUCUACACAAUAUCCAGGUCGUAGAUCAAGGCGUCCAAGAAAUUACGAAGCUGAUAGAAGAAUUCUAUGACGAUGGUAAGACAGCCUUCGUCUUCACAGCAGAUCACGGCAUGAGCGAUUGGGGAAGUCAUGGAGAUGGACAUCCGGACAACACACGAACUCCCUUAAUUGCAUGGGGAUCUGGCGUGGCAAAGCCAGUCGUGGAUCCAAGUGGUUCAGCCAAGGGUCAUGAAGAUGGUUUCUCUUCGGAUUGGGGCUUGGACCACAUCCAAAGACACGAUGUCGCUCAAGCCGAUGUGGCUGCUCUAAUGGCUUAUCUGACAGGACUUGCCUUCCCGACGAACUCUGUUGGCGAAUUGCCACUUUCGUACUUGGACACAGAUGUGAAGUCCAAAGCGGAGGCAUUGUUGACAAACGCGAAGGAGAUUCUUGAGAUGUACCGUAUCAAAGAAGAGCAGAAGAAGUCUACUGAACUGAGGUACAAGCCGUACGCUGAGUUAGGAGACGAGACGCAUUCCGUGGAAUAUCGGAUUGCUCACAUUCAAGGGUUGAUGGAUCAGGGAGAUUCGGAAGAGGCGAUCAAAGAAACAACCGCUCUCAUCCAGACCGGCAUCCAAGGACUGCGAUAUCUCCAGACCUACGACUGGCUGUUCCUACGAACUCUAGUCACUGCGGGAUAUGUUGGUUGGAUUGCCUAUGCAAUUACUACCGUCCUUGAUCUCCACGUCUUGCACGGAAAAUCGGAGACUCUACGCUCUGUUCCAAGCAUGAUCAUUUUCUCAUCCACACUUGUUGGCCUGUACUCUGUAUUGUUUGUUCAGAAGUCGCCGUGGAUUUAUUAUGUCUACGCAUUCUUUCCAGUCAUGUUCUGGGAGGAGGUAUGGGCGAGCAGACCUGCUCUUGUCCAGGGAUGCAAAGUCUUGUUCGGCCAUAUAUCGUCUCCUGUAGACACGAUCAAGCUUGUGCUCUCUGUACUUGGAUUUUUCGGUCUCCUUGAAGCAUUGGUCUGGAGCUACUUCCGGCGAGAGAUCUUUACCGCCUGCUACCUUGUUGCCACAAUGUGGCCUGCAUUCUAUGGACAAGAUUUUGUCAAGCGUAACGUAUGGCUCGUUCUCACCUGGGCUUUGUCCUGCAUUGUGAUGAGCAUUUUCACCCUACUGCCUGCGAACAAAGUGGAGGAUUUGAAUAUGAUCCUACUUGGAGGUGGACUCAUGUUUGCGGUCGGAGGUCUAUAUCUGAUCUUUGAGAAGAGUAUCUUAGUCGAUGCCGAGUCGUCCAAGGACGAACUGUCGUCUCCAGCAGCAGACGGACUCUCGCGCAUCAUCUUAGGCACACAGAUCGGUCUGGUGGCUCUUGCUAUGAUUGUGACUCGAUCAAGCGUAUGGUACCUCAACGCUAGGCAGGGAUUGCCUCUUGGUACGCAGUCUGUGGGAUGGAUCACUUUGAUUGCUUCGUUGAUCGUGCCAUUCCUGCACGGUCUGCAGCCAAACAAUCACUACAUCCACCGCUUGGUCGUCAUCUUCCUACAGUUCGCACCCUCGUUCAUCAUCCUCACCAUUUCCUACGAGGGCUUAUUCUACUUUGCAUUCUGUCUAUGUCUGUUCAGCUGGAUGCGACUUGAGCACCACAUCUACACCGACACGACCAAGCACAGCUCGAAGCCCACAGACAGCACUCCUGGCUCAGCGAAUGUACUCGAGCCAGCUGUGGCGGCUGCCGCUGAUCGGAUAACCUCCCUGGGCGCAGGGCAGUACCGAGCUCUCACUCUAGCAGACGCCAGAAUCGCGCUCUUCUUCUUUUUCUUCCUGCAAUCGGCGUUCUUCUCGACUGGCAACAUCGCUUCGAUAUCAUCAUUCUCUCUCGACGCGGUCUCUCGACUGAUACCGGUGUUUGAUCCCUUCUCGCAGGGAGCCCUACUAAUGAUGAAGAUCAUGGUUCCAUUCGCGGUGUUGAGCGCGAACUUCGGAAUCCUGAACCGCAGGCUCGGGGUGGCGCCCAGUGCGAUCUUCAUGGUGGUGAUGGCGGCGGGAGAUGUGAUGACGCUGAACUUCUUCUACAUGGUCAAGGAUGAGGGCAGCUGGUUGGACAUUGGAACGACGAUCAGCCACUUCUUCAUUGCGAGUCUGAUGGGUGUGUUUGUGGCGGGGUUGGAGUUGGUGUCAGGGCACAUCAUCGGAGGUGUUAAAUUCGGGGAGAAGAAGGAGAAGAAGAAUGGAAGUGCUGUCGAGGCUAAUGGGAAGGUAAAUGGAGAUGUAGCUGGGGCGAAUGGGGCAAAGGCCGUUCCUCCACUAGAGAGCUCGGAGAAGAUAUAAAAAUACUCGGUCCUUGAAUGUCGGAGGAUACGUAAGGAGUAUGGUAGUACAUAUAAAAAGGAUACCAGUUUGAAGAAGGUAGGGAAAGGUAAAAAUGAUUCCACGUAACGAAUCAACAAAAUAAUGCCGAUGAUAGUGAAUAUGCCAUCUAAUCAUCUACUGCGAAUAAUACCCGAGUAUACGGAGUACACCUUUUACUCAAUAGC